GUAGCCAUGAAGAAAACCAAGAAAGGCAAGAAACUGCCGUCGACUUCCUCCCGUCACCUGCAAGUGGAAACGACCUCGACAGCCAACAAGACCAAUCCAGACACUGCUGAGUCCGCCGUUCCGACCUCUUCGUCAGAGCUAGAGACGCUAGGUUCCCGCAGUCGGCGUGCAGCUGUCCGCAAAGCAAAGUUACCGCAAAACGAAAACGACAUCAACGGCGCCAUGCUCCAGUUCGCCGUGGAUGUGUACCUAGAGCUGAGAGCAGCCACCGGGGCCGCCACUGGAACCCCGUCCAACCUGCUUUUCUCUCCCGUGGCCGUGCAGACCGUGAUGGCCACGAUGAUGGCUCUCUCGGGCGGGCGCACUGCCGAGCAACUGGCCGAAGCACUGCACCUGCACAACAUCCAAGACGAAGAUUUCAAGGUGGCCCUCCUUGAACACAUCGCUGCGCAGCAAUUGCUUUCCUGCACUCUACAAAAGCGUUUGCACCCGCUGCAGUUAAUGUUGUCCCCGAACAAUGACCUUCACCUGCCGUGCGGGCAUCUUCUUUUUUACGUACUCACUACGGCGCAACUGUACAUGCAGCGUCGCGCGUACAAGCUCACCGGCCUGGCGGGAGGCUUCAGCUACUUCUGCUUCAACAACAAGACGCAGCUCAUCACGGGCAGUCACGUGGUCCCUAGUACCGCUCCGGGCACUCCUCUACGCACGGUCACUGACUCCCUGCUUGUGGAGCACCAGCACGCCGAUUUCGCACUAGUGACCAUCAUGUAUCAACGGGGUCGCUUCCCAACGGCCGACUGCGAUGACGAACUGGACGCGACGGCCCUAGAGCUCAGAUACCGGCGCUACAAGAAGUCCAUGGUGAUCAUUCUGCCGCGCAAACGCGACGGACUGACCGCCCUGGAAACGGCGCUGACGGGACCCCGGCUGGAGAGCUGUCUGGACCGCCUCCAAGACCGAGGGAGCGUCGACGUCAAGCUGCCCAAGUUCGCCGUCAAACAGACGUUCGACCUCAAGGACGUGCUGCCCGGGUUGGGAGUCUUGGACUUGUUUGUGCCGGGCGUUGCCGACCUGUCGUGCUUAGCGUCGGACGAAGCCGAGCCUUCGGGUUUCGCCGAAGGGGGACCCCACCUUUCGCUUGCCGUCCAAUGCGCCUCCUUGCAGACCAAGGAAAAAGGCCACAAGGUUGGCCCGUGGGACGAUCCGGAGGCUAGCCUGACGUUCACUGUUGAUCACCCGUUCAUGUUCGUAGUUCUUAGCAGGGCUCCUGAUGCGAUACUCCUCAUCGGAUCGGUGAGGGAAGUUUGCCUUCCCUACAUUUAGCCGAUAUUCACAUGUAUACAUAUGCUCACCUAAAUAUAUAUCAGACAAAUAAAUACGAAAAGCGAUAACACAGUGCAAAGUGUUGAAAAUUCUUUCGUGUGGUGUGCGUUGUAUUGUUGAAUCAGAGCGGCCACGAAACAAUUACAAAUAAGUUUGUCGUCGUCAUUCACA
Molecule: messenger RNA, 1497 nt
Organism: Rhipicephalus sanguineus (brown dog tick)
Lineage: Eukaryota; Metazoa; Arthropoda; Arachnida; Ixodida; Ixodidae
Product: serpin B9-like
Exons: 4
Coding region: 7-1326 (439 amino acids)
Molecular function (GO): serine-type endopeptidase inhibitor activity
Source: RefSeq, a predicted model, not a curated record